GUCGAGUACUUGGACAUUUUGAAACAGCACGGAAUCAGUCCAGAAGAAAUUCUUGUAAACGACGUCCUUAAAACCCUUACAGGAGACGCGAGUCUGAAAAUAGCGAAAAAUGUUGACCAGAAAGCUCAGGAAUCAGCCACUGAAUUACAGAAUUCCUUUGAGGACUAUGUUCUUUCCAGUGAUCUUUGUUUGAAAGCUGCUAAGACAGCUUACCAGUCUUUUGUUAGAGCCUAUGCUACAUACCCCAGUAGUUUAAAGCACAUCUUCCAUGUGAGGAAUCUACAUCUGGGACAUGUUGCGAAAAGUUUCAGCCUAAGAGAGGCGCCAAAGGAAUUGUUCCAAUGCAAGAAGCAACCCAAAGCACAAAAGCGGAAAAGGGGUGGGGAGAAGAAACCGGUGAAAGCGAAGAAAAGGAUCACGGAGUAUUCAUCAGAUACGGAACUUAAUGGGCCUUUCCCAAAGAAACGAAAGAAACCAAAGAACAAAUCAUAGUGAACUGUAAUUUAUUACGUUUUGCUAUCUCUUUGUUUACGGCAAUUAAAAUGUACUAACGAAAGGAAUCGGAUGUGGAUAUGAAUAUAACAAUAUUGUCAAUAGAAAUAAAAUUUAAUAAAACAUGGUAUACUUUU
This is a messenger RNA of Stylophora pistillata, 629 nucleotides long. Its product is annotated as ATP-dependent DNA helicase DDX31. Lineage: Eukaryota; Metazoa; Cnidaria; Anthozoa; Scleractinia; Pocilloporidae. The record is from RefSeq and is a predicted model, not a curated record. Gene Ontology annotation, molecular function: RNA helicase activity; nucleic acid binding; ATP binding.